This is a messenger RNA of Gekko japonicus, 594 nucleotides long. Its product is annotated as olfactory receptor 2T11-like. Bases 1 to 594 code for a protein of 197 amino acids. Gene Ontology annotation, biological process: G protein-coupled receptor signaling pathway. The record is from RefSeq and is a predicted model, not a curated record. Gene Ontology annotation, molecular function: olfactory receptor activity. NCBI's taxonomy places the organism in Eukaryota, Metazoa, Chordata, Lepidosauria, Squamata, Gekkonidae. Gene Ontology annotation, cellular component: membrane. The transcript has a single exon.
AUGGCCUACGACCGUUACUUAGCCGUCUGCCAUCCCCUGAUCUAUGUCACUGCCAUGGGAAGAUGGCGCCAGUUGCAACUUGCCUCAGCCUGCUGGGUGUGUGGCUUUUUUGGUUCUGUCAUAUGUGUGUUCCUCACCUUUAGCCACCCCUUCUGCGGCUUUGGCCUCAUCAACCAUUUUAUCUGUGAACUGCCGAUGGUGCUGAAACUCGCCUGCGAUGACACCCGCAUCACAGAAAUCAUCGUUUUUUUCCUUGCAGCCGUGGUCAUCUUUGGGCCACUUUCAGUUAUCUUGACUUCUUAUGGGCUCAUUCUUUUCUCUGUGUACAAAAUGAGGUCGGCUAGAGGAUUGCGCAAGGCCUUCUCCACGUGCGGCUCCCACCUAGCUGUAGUCACCUUGUACUAUGGCACCACCACCUUUAUCUAUAUCAUACCCCAGUCCGAAAUGUCUCCUGGGAAUGAAAAGAAAAUUGCUGUGUUUUACGUUGUGGUCACCCCGCUCUUGAACCCCAUCAUUUACACUCUGCGGAACAAGGAUGUACACAUGGCAGUGGCCAAGGUGGUGCGGAGACUGGGCUUUGGGAAGAAACAUUAA